UAGGCCCCGCCCCCUUGCGCCGGCGGUGUUUAGCGGUGCCCGGUUUGUCCCCGAGACAGAACCGCUGCUACGGUAGCCGUCUCCGCCUGCCCUUGGCCGAGUCUCACCGCCACAACCAUGCCCCGGGGGAGCCGAAGCGCGGCCGCCCGGCCAGCCAGCCGCACUGUUCACCCACCCGCGCACCCGCCGCCCUCGGCCGCUGCACCGGCCCCGGCCCCGGCCCCGUCGGGCCAGCCUGGCUUGAUGGCGCAGAUGGCGUCCACGGCCGCUGGGGUGGCCGUGGGCUCGGCUGUGGGACACGUCGUGGGUAGCGCCCUGACCGGAGCCUUCAGCGGGGGGAGCUCAGAGCCCGCCCAGCCUGCCGCUGAGCAGGCUCCCACCCGCACUGGCCCCCAGCCCCUGCAGAUGGGGCCCUGCGCCUACGAGAUCAAGCAGUUCCUGGACUGCUCCACCACUCAGAGUGAUCUGUCCCUGUGUGAGGGCUUCAGCGAGGCCCUGAAGCAGUGCAAGUACAACCACGGUCUGAGCUCCCUGCCCUGAAGAGACAGGUGCGGACUGGUGCAGAUCCAUGAGCCAGCCCUGCACCCACCUUCACCCCUUCACCUGACAGCUGGACCAUGACGUCAGAUUGUACCCGUGUAGCUGGGAUUUGGAGUGAGGAGGGGGUUUCUUACCCCACAGAUGACCGGAGACGCAAAUGUGCAAUUAAAAGAGUUUAUUUUAGACCAUA
Molecule: messenger RNA, 730 nt
Organism: Zalophus californianus (California sea lion)
Lineage: Eukaryota; Metazoa; Chordata; Mammalia; Carnivora; Otariidae
Gene: CHCHD10
Product: coiled-coil-helix-coiled-coil-helix domain containing 10
Exons: 4
Coding region: 118-540 (140 amino acids)
Biological process (GO): mitochondrion organization
Cellular component (GO): mitochondrion; nucleus
Source: RefSeq, a predicted model, not a curated record